Molecule: messenger RNA, 1505 nt
Organism: Cygnus atratus (black swan)
Lineage: Eukaryota; Metazoa; Chordata; Aves; Anseriformes; Anatidae
Gene: NDRG4
Product: NDRG family member 4
Exons: 19
Coding region: 1-1266 (421 amino acids)
Biological process (GO): signal transduction; brain development; positive regulation of ERK1 and ERK2 cascade
Cellular component (GO): cytoplasm
Source: RefSeq, a predicted model, not a curated record
AUGAAGGUGCUCCGGCACAAGAUCGAGCUGCUGACAGGGCUGCUGCUGCAGGAGAUGACCAUGGCAGGGCUGCAUGAGCUGCGCUUCACCGAGGAGAAGCCACUGCUGCGGGGCCAGGAUACUGAGCUGGAGAGCUCAGAUGUCUUCCUCUCUGCUGUGGACACAGACUGGAAGCAGAGCCAAGAUGCUGGGCUGCCCCGCCUCUCAACAACCCCUACUCCCACCCCCGAACACGACAUCGAGACACCCUAUGGGCUGCUGCAUGUGGUCAUUCGGGGCUCACCCAAGGGGAAUCGCCCGGCCAUCCUGACAUACCAUGACGUGGGCCUCAACCACAAGCUUUGCUUCAACACCUUCUUCAACUAUGAGGACAUGCAGGAGAUCACGAAGCACUUUGUGGUGUGUCACGUGGAUGCGCCAGGACAACAGGCAGGAGCCUCGCAGUUCCCGCAGGGGUACCAGUACCCGUCCAUGGACCAGCUGGCUGCCAUGUUACCCAGCGUGGUGCAGCAUUUCGGGUUCAAGUAUGUGAUCGGGAUCGGCGUUGGGGCAGGAGCCUACGUGCUGGCCAAGUUUGCGCUCAUCUUCCCUGACCUGGUUGAAGGGCUGGUCCUCAUGAACAUCGACCCCAACGGCAAAGGCUGGAUUGACUGGGCAGCUGCCAAGCUCUCAGGCCUCACCAGCACGCUGCCGGACACAGUCCUGUCGCACCUCUUCAGCCAGGAGGAGCUGGUGAACAACACAGAACUGGUGCAGAGUUACCGGCAGCAGAUUGGCAGUGUGGUGAACCAGUUCAACCUCCAGCUAUUCCUCAACAUGUACAACAGCCGCAGGGACCUGGACAUCAACCGGCCUGGGACUGUGCCCAACGCCAAGACUCUGCGCUGCCCCGUGAUGCUGGUGGUGGGGGACAAUGCGCCUGCUGAAGAAGGGGUGGUGGAGUGUAACUCCAAGCUGGAUCCCACCAACACCACCUUCCUGAAGAUGGCAGAUUCUGGUGGGCUGCCCCAGGUCACACAGCCCGGCAAGCUGACUGAAGCCUUCAAGUACUUCCUGCAAGGCAUGGGCUACAUCGCCCACCUGAAGGAUCGGAGGCUGAGUGGAGGCGCAGUGCCAUCCGCCAGCAUGACCCGCCUGGCACGCUCCCGCACAGCCUCCCUCACCAGCGCCAGCUCGGUGGAUGGCGCCCGCCCACGUGCCUGUACCCACUCGGAGAGCACCGAGGCCAUGGGGCAGAUCAACCACACCAUGGAGGUAUCGUGCUGAGGCCCACGGCCACCACCGCCGUUUCCUCCAGAGCCAUCUCCCAUCCGUCAGCAUCCCGCCAGCACCCACCCGCCCCGCAGACGACCUCUGCCAGGGUCCUCACUCCCUUGGGGUUGAUUCAUCUUCUUUGCUGUUGGCCUCCCCCCAUCGCUGGGCACCAGAGAAGGAGAGGGGCUUUGCGUUGUCACCUCCAAGCUCUGGGUCCUGGCUUAGCCCAGCAGUCACACGUGGCUCUGCCU